Molecule: messenger RNA, 2118 nt
Organism: Zonotrichia leucophrys gambelii
Lineage: Eukaryota; Metazoa; Chordata; Aves; Passeriformes; Passerellidae
Gene: GRAP2
Product: GRB2 related adaptor protein 2
Exons: 9
Coding region: 138-1067 (309 amino acids)
Biological process (GO): regulation of MAPK cascade; signal transduction
Cellular component (GO): plasma membrane; cytoplasm; nucleoplasm
Molecular function (GO): phosphotyrosine residue binding
Source: RefSeq, a predicted model, not a curated record
CUCUGGGCCGGGCCUCGGUGGCCCCGCAGCCGCUGCUCGGAGCCAGGGAGGGGAGCGCUGCGAGGGACGGGCUGGCCACGGCUCCGGGACCCAGGGCAGCGCCAGGCAUCCGCUCUGCUCUGCCCCCAAGACACAGUAUGGAAGCCAUUGCCAAGUUUGAUUUCACUGCUUCUGGAGAGGACGAGUUGAGCUUCCAGGCUGGGGAUAUGUUGAAGAUUUUGAGCUCCCAGGAAGAAUGGUACAAGGCUGAGCUCAGAAGUCACGAGGGCUACGUUCCUAAGAACUUCAUUGAUUUCCAUGUUCCCCCAAAAAUUCCUACUGACAUCAUAUUCUUUUACUAUUUAUGCUGGUUUGAUGAGAAGAUAUCCCGCCACGAAGCAGAGAACCUUCUCAUGAGCAAAGGAGUCGGCUGCUUCAUCGUCCGAGCCAGCCAGAACUCUCAGGGUGACUUCUCCAUCUCUGUCAGGCAUGAAGAUGAUGUGCAGCACUUCAAAGUGAUGAGGGAUUCCAAGGGUAACUAUUACUUGUGGACAGAGAAAUUCCACUCGCUAAACAAGCUGGUGGACUACUACAAGACAACUUCCAUCUCCAAGCAGAAGCAGAUCUUCCUAAGGGACAACAGCCAAGAAGAAAAGGAGAGGCGUGGUGGGAGCCUGGAACGGAUAGGUCGGGAAGGAUUCCACAUGGGAGGAGCAGCUGGAGAAGAUCAUUCUGCUGUAUCCAAGAGAUAUGUAGAGCAUGCUGUUCCCAUACUGCAGCAGCAACAGGAAAGAUAUGGUGGGAGUCUGGACAGGAGUGACAUGAUGCACAGACUAAGGGAUCAUGGCCAAGGAGGUGCAGGAGCUAUGCAGAGGAGACACACGGACCCUCUGCACCAGCAGGCACCGCGAACGCUGUGGGUCCGUGCCUUGUACGACUUCGAUGCUCUGGAGCACGACGAGCUGGGCUUCCGCACUGGGGACAUCCUGGAGGUCCUGGACAGCUCCAACCCCUCCUGGUGGAAGGGACGCCUGCGUGGGGAGCUGGGGCUCUUCCCUGCCAACUACGUCACACCGGUGCUGCUGUGAGGGCACAGUGCGGCCCAGAGGGCUCUGCUCGAGCUGCUCUUCUGACGUGACAGGGACAGAGAAGGAGUGCAUCUUCCCUUGCCACCAGGACAUACAUUGUUUUUUGUUUUGUCUUAAUUUAUUGGCAAUUGAUCUUUUGAAAUGUUGGUAUGAAAGAGAACCCUUUGAGGAAGAAAUUUUUUACCCCUUUUUUUCACAGUCAUGAAGGGGAGGGAGCAAAAAUCUUGGACUGUUCAUUGAGACUUUGCUGGGUGCUCCCUGCCCUGUCACUUCUUUUAACUCUUGAUAAGCUCCUGCAAUUAGGUUUAUUCUGUAGAAAUGCCCCUCAGGAAAGUCAGGCUUCAGGUUAACUUCAGGUUCAGUAUUCAGGUAGCCCUAUCCCUUCAUUUUGGAUCUGGUAGCAGUCAUAGUCUCUUCAGGCUCCAUUCCACCUUUCUGUCAGAGGCAGGAGGGACACCCACGUGAAUUAAAUGAUCCUUGGCCACAACAUUAAACCUUCAGUUAGGGCUUUACGUUGAGGUUGAGACAAUCUAGGCUUUCCUUAAUAGUUUCUGGCUUUCUUCUAGUUUAACUAUUUUCUUAAUAGUUUCUGGCUCACCCGUCUCACGCUGUGUGUAUGGACUGUAUGGAUAUACCAGAUGAAGGGGAGGAACCCUGUAAGCUUUUGUACAAACAUGCAAGUGGUGAAGGUAUGGGAGGGCAAGGAGCUUUCUUUGCUUCUUCUCAUAGGCCUGCUCUUCUUUCUGUACCCCCUAACAACUUACCCAUUUCCCAGCUGCUGUCUUAGGUACCUGCACUUCAGCUAGAUAGCCUGAUUAGAGCAGAUCAGGCCCUUCAGCUAAAUUAGUAUCCACUGGAUUGGAUAACAGUGAAUAUCCCUCACUGGUUCCUUUUGUAAAACUGUACUGGGGAGGGAUUGGAGAGUUUUCUCUGGUUUGGUGGCAGAAGUUCUUUCCCUGAGAACUUCUGUGCUGAGGAUCACCAUGUACACAACUCUGGCUUACCAGAGAAAUGUCUCAUCCAACAGGUUAAGCUGUUUACAGUAUGCAAA